This is a messenger RNA of Pocillopora damicornis (cauliflower coral), 7054 nucleotides long. RefSeq lists its product as uncharacterized. The record is from RefSeq and is a predicted model, not a curated record. Lineage: Eukaryota; Metazoa; Cnidaria; Anthozoa; Scleractinia; Pocilloporidae.
GAGCAAAAACCAAAACAUUCGACUGUUGAUAGUAAAUAUCUCAGAAUCGUGUGCUAGUAAGUAGCGGCGUUUAGAGAAAUCUCUUGUUUAAGUCGUCUUUUCAUUAUGUGAUUAAUUUUCUGCGGGAGUCAUGGCUUCCAAAAUGUCAGACGAUUUUGAAAACGAGUGGACUUUUGUCGAUAAGGAUGGAAAAGUUGACAUCGAGCCAAGGAAGAACUCUGUAUCCUAUUCCAAGUCACCUUCAAAUGCUGAUGGGUUAGUUUCCACAUUUGAGUCACCCAGUGCUACAGAUGACAGUGAAGGAGAGGCAGAGUUUGAGGUCCUCAGUGGAUUUCAGUGUCAUCAACCACCAGUCGAAGAGAAGAACCUGGACUCUGAUCUUACAACAAAAACCAAAACCCAGAAUGAUUUACAUCUUGGUCAAGAAUCUGAGAGAGGAGAUGAGCUUUCAACAGUUCAACAAAGCUCUUGCCAGUGUGCUGCAGAUGAUGGUAUUAUGAUCAUUUCAAAUCACUACUGUGUCGACCAGGAUGUUUCUUCUGUGGAAGGCAAUGAUGAUCAGUUGCCCUCUGAAUUGGACAUUGAUCAUGCAGGAAGUGUACAUUCCCUCACUAAAUCAACAGACAGUAAUUCCUGUGUUUGGCAAGAACUUCCUCUACUCUCAGAGAGUGGUUCUUUCUCCUUUGGUAAUGAUUCAAACAGUUCUGACGAAGAUAAUGCCAUUGAGACAAUCCCUGAACAAGAUGAAAACGAAGACUAUGAAGACCUAAGUCAUGAAAAUGAACCACAUGAUGAAAUGGUUGUGUCUACAAGCAGCAUUUUCUCAUUUGAUAGUGAUUUAUUUAAUCCUAGUGAUUUGGAUGAAGACAAUGAGGUUGAAAAUGGCAGUUCUGAUUUAACAAAAGUGUCUGAAGUCAUUGAUGAGGACAAAGGAAGAGAUGAGGAUGAUGAACCAAUGGAAGAUCAUACUGCGACAGAAGGAAGUGACAAUUUCAAUAUCUUCCAUGUUGAUAUUCCAACCUUGUUCGUAGUUCUGGGUGUAACAACUGCUCUGGGAUUCAGUAUUGGCUAUGGAUUGAGUGUUUUUAUCAGCAACCGAGCCUUGGAGAUGUCUGGGAGCAUCAAGAGACCUGGGCCCAAGACAGCCUCUCUUCCACUAAACUCCGAUCCCAUGGAGCCCUUGGAUGAAGUAUCAGUUGAUUUCCUAGAUCAGCUGGAAAUGUGGAAAUUAGAAGAACGCCUUGAAACUCAUGAAGAGUCAGAAAAUGAAAAGGAAAUAGAUGAUCUAUUUGACACGAAAGCACUGCACGAAAAGCUCCAACUGAAACAUUUCAAGCUCAUGAGCAUGCACGAAAGUGUAAAACAGCGUUUGCGCAUGAGCAAAGUCAUGUCAUGGUACUGGCGGCUGAAGUAUGAGGAGGAGAAGUCUAAUAAAGGAAGCAGUGAGUGGAGUAAAGCUUUACAAGAACAGCUCGAACAAACGGAGAGGCUCUACGAAAAGGAAAAACAAAUUGCUGAUCUGUGGCGCCGUAUGAACGAGAACUCGAAGCUGAGAAAGGCUGUGGCUGGAGGCAUCAAGAUAGAUAGGUACUGGAAGGAUUAUUUUCAUCGUUGGAAAAGGAAUGGGUUCAGAACCGUUAGCGUAAAUACAAGUCAAAAGUUGUCAAUUGAGACAGAAACGCCGGGACACGAAGACUCUGUAGGCACCAUUGGUUCCAAAGGACUAGAUAUUAAGUCUCAAGGUAGAACCAAAGAGCAUACGUGGGACAACGUCUGGACGGACUUUAGAAAACGUUGGACAGUAGAUUCGCAUUUGAAGGGAGAAACGGAUGCUAGUUGUCAGUCAAAGACUGGAAAGUGCACUUAUCCCAGUGAAAGGAAGGAGUUAAGUGUUCUCCCUGAGGACCGCUCUAUAAUGUCAUACUCUGCUUCUGUUAUUGAGAAAUUCUUGGAUAGAACAGCCAAAAAAUCCGUGCGAGAUCCGAUAACAACCGAUAAAAAUUUUGAAUAUAAGAAAACUGAGAAGUCGCAGUCUUUAGACGGAGAAAGUAAAGGCCGCAAUAGCCCCUCUGAAGAAAUAUGCCAAGAUUUCCGUAAAAUAAGUGUUCCUUUUGAAAAUCCUCUAUUUCCUAACGGAAUUUUCCCUCUUGGCCACGGAACUCCGGAGUAUUAUUCAAACAUAGAUUUAGAAAGAAAUGCGAACACCUUAUCCCCUACAGUAACAACGCAGCAAAGAGACCUCCAAGUUAUUUCGUACGUAGACAGUACAAGUGAUGGAAAUUGGAUUCACGACGACGAAUCCUAUGCUAAGGAAGCGCCUAGCAUACCAACCAAAGAAGAUACUAAGAUAUCAAGAAAAUCGGAAGGAAAUGUUGCGGGUUUUCAUCUUUUAAAGUCAUACGAAGCAUCUGUUAUGAAAAAAAGCGAAGAGGCCUCUAAUGUCAAGAGAAAACGUCACAGUCGAAGUGGAUACUUGAAGAAGAGAGGAAAGGGAAACCGAACUUCUGUUCAAUCAGAUGGACACUUCCUCAGCAAAGAGAAGCAGCAGCUGAAAAAUUUGACGCAGUUACGUGGGCAAGAGAUUCGCAAACAGAGGAUUCUCCGGCGCGAGUUAAAAAAGAAAGAAAAGAAGGCUAAGUUGCGCGCUGAGGAGGCUGACCGCUUGGUGUCAGAGAUGCGGCGUGAAAGGCGCCGUUUGGAGAAAGAGAAGAAAAACCUGCGGCGCUCUUGGAAGGCACUUAAACGAGAGAAGAAGAGGAUUUCUUCCGAAAAAGAACGUCAUCAAAGGAACAGAACAGAGAUGAACAAUUUUUUUGUGGCACUGAAAAGAGAAAAGCAGAAAUUGAAGAGAAAGAAAGUGGAACUUAGGGAGAAAGUAAAAGAACUGUUGACCAAAGAGAGGAACAAAUUGAAGCUUAAAGAGAAAACUUUAAGUGCAGAGAAGAAGAAGGAAGUGGAGCGCCUUAGGAACAAAAUUGUUCAAGAGAAGAACAAGCUGCGGCAACAGAAGGAAGAACUGAAGUCCUUGAAGAAAGCGGCAAAAGAAGAGUAUAAAAAAUGGUUAAACGAGCUCCGUAACAUAAAAAGACAGGAGAAGGAGAAACAAAACGAAAAGGCGAGGAAGAAACGAGAAAAAGCUGAUAGGCAGCAUAAAAAAGAAUAUGAUUCUGUUGUCAAUGAGCAACCCAAGUUCGACAAAGAAAAGCGGAGGAAAAAGGAAGAAAACACUCGGCGUACAGUGGAGAGUAAAAAACUAAAAGAUAAAGAUGAACUAAGAAAUGAAUCCGUAGACAAAACUAAUGGGCAAGAUUUAAGAAAGACCGUGGAAAAUGAUGGAAGGGUACCCAAAGAAGUUGAGAUUGAGGCUAAGGAGGAAGAAAACUUACGGAGCAAAGAGCUGCCCCGUAAGAGGAAAAAUUUAGAAAGCAAGGAAAAGAUUUGGAAGGUCAAAGAGGAGGGAAGGAAACGAACGGGAAAACGGGCCAACGAAAAACUGAGGAUCAAAGUGGAAAAGGAUGAGAAGAAAAGGAAGCGAAAAAAAGAAUAUGACUCUGUUAUCGCUGAGCAAGUUGAAUAUGAUAAAGAAAAACGGAGGGCAAAGGGAGAAGGUGCAAAGAGUAAGUUUUCCAAAGGAGAAUGGAAGAUGCGGUCUGAUAACGUGAAAAAAGAAGCGUCACGUCCAAAAAAUACCAAGGAAAAAAGAAAAAGAAGCGAUGGCGAGGGGUCCUUUAAAAAGCAGUUGGAGGGUAUUCAGAAGUGGUUGUCCGAUGUUCAUAACAGUGCCAUUGAACACCAACAAGGACAGGGUCAUUGGCCGUGGACUGAUGGCGAAGUGUCUUUUAGGAAAAAGUUAGAAGAUGUUGGAAAGUGGUUAAGUGAUGUUCCCAAGAAAGCUCUUGAACAGCCAGGAAAAACGAUCAAUUGGCCGUGGAGUUUGAUAAAGCCAUAUUUUGAUGCUGGAAGCAAUGAGGGAAAGACUUCUGGAACACACCACGACGCAGGAGAUAGUAAAGAAAAAGAACUUAACAUGCGUGAUUUGAACUCGGCAAAGGCCAAGAGAACUAAAGACAGAGAGAAAUCGACCGAAAGAUGCGAUUGGGAAAAUGGAAGAGUCCAGGCAAAAGAAAUAUUUUCGAAGACUGAGAAGAAGGGAAAUAAAAAAGAACGCAAGAUGCCAGAAGAAGUUAAGAAGUCAGAAAUAGCAGUGGUACCUGAGCAUAAAGCGCUUGCUGGUUUUACAAACUUUACGUUCGACAUGGAUCUUAUGUUGAGAAUGUUGCUUAAGGGAGAUGUUAAACCAAAACGCGCGGAAAAAACUUCGGAUGAUUCGGACAAAACCACAGAGACGGCCUUCGUCAUAGUUUCUGAAGAAUCGACUUACGAUGUUGGAAAGAAGAAGUCACGACAAGGUCCGAAGAGUUCCGUUAAGAAACCGAAGCGAACCGAUGAAAAGCCGAAACGGCCACGUGAUAAUAGGUGGUGGAAGGAUAGGAAUAGGAAUACUGUGAAGCGUGAUGUUAAGUUACCGCAAGGUCCGAUUUCUGGCGAAGAUGGCCAAGUAAGGUCUGAUUAUUCGUACGAAGAGGCGAAUCAUAGGAAAGUUUCCCUAGAUACAUCUUCACCCGAAGGCCCAAUUCCACCAAAAGAUAUUGGGUUGUCAGUUGAAGAGUGGUUGGAAAAGAGAUUUAAUCUGCCAAAAAAUUCUCAGAAGAAGUUAUCCCCUCAAGGACCGAUUUUGUCCGACGAAGUGUAUCGCACUCAGUCAAGCAAAGGGAAGAAAAGAAAGAAUAGGCGAAAUACCGACAUGCAAGAAGACAAAGUAAGCAAUUCCGUUGAUUCCGAGACAGUUGAGUCCGUUCCACCUCCUAAUUGGUUAUUUGAGCGCGCCAAAGGUCGCACCCAUCAGCGGUCUGAGCCGUGGUAUGAGCGCCGAGCAGAAGAUCGAGAUUUCCAACGAAGCACCGACAAAUACGAGUCCUGGUUUCCUUGUGAUACGAAGCGCAAGCCUUACAAAGGUCCAUUAGAUCCGUCGUGGUUUUUCGAUCGAGCGCACGAUCGUGCCUUUCAGAGGUUGAACAAUGUACCUUGGUAUACCCGGCGUGCAGAAGGACGUGAAACUGAGCGUCAGAAGGGCGAAGAUUCGUGGUUCAUAGAGCGCGGAUAUUACAGGAAGGACUCGCGUGAUAUAAGUUCCUGGUACGGCGAUCAGAAUUGGAUGCCACAGGGACCUUCCAUGGAGGAACAUCGCUAACAAAAUGAGGUCAUUCAUCUUUUCCUUAGAAUUUUUUUCAAACAUGUUGACAAUAUAAACAAUAUACGUUCUCAGUAAGGUUAUCACAAAUGCUUGUAACAUUAUUUGGCUAAAUUUUUUGCGACAGAGCAUUCCUUCCCCUCCCCGAGAAUUUUCUGGUGUUUUAUGGAAUGGCUUGCCUUUGGAAGAUUUACAAUCAUUUUUCGGUUAAAACUAAAAUAGUGAGAAAGUGCUCAGCUCUAUUUAAAGACCUGAACCUCAAUUGACUCCUGGUAACUCGAAUCUCCCGCUAACCUGAACCAAAAUUUAAUUUGCCUGAAUUAGAUGUACAGAUUAAUCGCAACUUAUUACAUUGAAAAACUCAAAACAAGUAGAGAUCAAAAUUCCUGUCAACUCGGAAAGAUUUUACCCUUCAGGUCCUUUACAAUUUUACUCGCAAUAACUCCAAAUUCUGUCAAAGUGCGGUACAAAAUUUUGUGAGAUCUGUUGCUUGGUUUGGUGAAGAAAAUCUUCCUCUAUAAUGAAUAUAAAAUACCACCAUUUUGUUUUUUACUUGAAUUGAACUUGUAAGGUUAAGUAAUUUUUGGUCCAAAAUUUUCCCAUUUGUUGUUGUUUUUUUUCAUACUCCGUAUUUCUGAUCUGAUUCGAGUUAUUGGGAGUCACCUAUAGUAUAUAAAUGUACUUUAUUAAAACACUAAUAGUUGUGUUUGGAAUCAUUAGGGCACCAUUAAUGCGAAAAACGCAGGGUGAGGCGCGUAGGUUAUCUUUGAAUGUUGCAGAAAAGUUUAUAAUUAUAGUUAAUGAGUUGUAUUAUAGUCAGCAGGGUUACAAAACCAGCUUUUUUCUUUUGAUAUUAGUUAUUUCUAAGCAAGAUAUUUAUCUAGAGACUUUCAUUGUUACAACUUAGAGCUUUCAGAUCCGAUCGAUGUUAAGUCACGAUCUUUGAGAACAGUCAUUUAAGUGUGGUUAUUUCACAAAAAAAUCUUGUUCAGUUGUGUUGUUCUUGCUGAAGAAUUUGUCGCACUGUUUGUCUUUGGUGGUUAUGACAACGGCGCUUUAGCAGCGUGGCGUGUAUUUUAGAAGCGUGACUUAUGUGUGACAGGUAGCGUGUCAGUUACUGGGCCUAAAUGAGGAAACAGAGAAUAUUUUGACACCAGAAAAUAAGUGGGAAAUAGUAGCCAGAAUACUUUUACAUCAGAAAAUAAGUGGUUAAUGGUAUCCAGCGGCUCAGUUAGUCUUUUUUUUCUUUCACAAUUUAACGGUUUGCGUUUGUAACGUGGGGCACAUAUAUCCGGUUAAGUAGAUUGUAAAAAUACCAUAAGAUGCUAUGCUAUUCUUUAUAAUCUUCAACAAAUUUGCCACCAAUGAUGUAAAAGAACUGAGAACACCCUUACUCACUAUAGAAAACUUGGAUUUUCGUCAAGUAGCUCUAAAAAUUACAGGUCACCUUGCGGCAUCUUUGUUUUUUUCUGUCGGUGUUGUCAUCUCCGAUCUUUCUUCUCGUCGUAAAACUUCCUCACAUUAACCCCUGACGGGUUCUUUUCGACCCUUUCAAUGUCCUGUCAGUUACACUAUUGUUUGCAAAUGGUACGUGGUUUAUUAGGGCCUCAAUUUGAGUCAGUCUUAACGGGUUCUGUUUUGUAUUUAUUUCAAUUUAAACUGGGGGAUAUUUGACCAAUAUCACCGUAAGUGCUUUCUUUGGGCUGAUAUAUAUUUAAUAUUAUUAUCAAACACAAGAGUGGAAGAGAAUUCAAGAAUUCUGAUACACAAUAAAGAUUUUAUUAAAAGGUGUAUCUAAUCUAA